AUGACCAGACCCCCUCUCUUGGCGUCCUGGAAUACCCAUGGGUUUAACAACUCGGACAAAGCUGUAUGUUGCAAGAAUUUAGUUACAAAUUUUGACCUUGAUCUUCUUUUUCUUUUGGAAACUAGAAUUUCGAAUCCCUUACCCCACAGCCCUUGGUUUACCUCCACACAUUUUGUUUUUCCACAUGAAGGCUCAUAUGACAACUUCGCUUACGCUUCUCCUGGAAGAAUUUGGAUCAAAUGGAAUUCACUAAAAGUGAGUUUCAAGCCGCUUUUUACUUCCAGACAGUUGAUACAUGGCUCUGUCUUCUCGGGAACUACUGAAGUUUAUUGCAUAUCUGUGGUGUAUGCUUCGAAUUCUAUGGAUGAUAGGCAAAUCCUUUGGAAGGAUCUUACUGAUCUUGUUGUUGGUAUUUCUAUUCCUUGGAUUAUAUUAGGGGAUUUUAACUGUUGUAGGUCUCCCCAUGAGAAAGCCGGUGGUUCUUUACUUACUAAUAGCAAAAUUUCUGACUUUAAUAGCUUGAUUUUCAAUAUUGCUGUUCACGAUCUCUCAUAUGUAGGUCAUUAUUUCACUUGGUUUAAUCAAAGGGCCAAAAAUCCUAUUCAUAUUAAACUCGACAGGAUGCGGGUUAAUGAUAAUUGGCUUGAUACUUACCCGAACUCAUUUUACAUUAUGGACAAUCCUCAGAUUUCUGAUCAUUCCCCUAUCCUCCUGCAAUAUGAUCAAACUCAGCAUCAAAAGCAUCAUUUCCUAUUCAAAAACUACUGGUUGUCUAAACCGGAGUUUUGGGAUUCUCUCAUUCAGGCCUCCCCUCUGGACCCUGAACUCAAUUUGGCCUUAAAAGAUAUCGAUCAUCAACUUGCUGAGAAGAACUCUGAUUGGUCAAGUUGGAUUUUACAAAGAGCUAAGGCUAAGUGGAUGUCUAAUGGGGAGGAUGACCUUAAGUUUCUCUAUUCCAGGAUUAAUACUAGGCACAAUUCCAAUUUGAUUAAAAGUAUUACCAAUUCGGAAGGAGAUUUCACUAUUUCUGCUGAUAUCAAUAAUGUAAAUGUCAACCAUUUCCAAAAGAUUUUUAACACCAAUAUUCCUCCCAGCUCUUCUACCUGGACUGCUCCCAUACAUCUCAAACUUCCAUCCAACCUUAUUCCACAAUUGGUCUCUCCUAUCACUGUGGAAGAAAUCAAGAAUGUUGUCUUCUCUUCCCCUAAAUGUUCUACUCCGGGGCCUGAUGGAUACACAUUUGAAUUUUACAAGUCCACAUGGAAUACUAUUGGCAAACAGCUUUGUAAGGCGGUUUUGACCUUUUUCUCUACUGGCUCUAUGCCUAAGCAUGCAAAAGCAACUGCUAUAGCUCUUAUACCUAAAAGACCUCAUGCCCAGGACAUUGCUGACUACAGGCCCAUCUCUCCUUGCAACAACUUCUAUAAGAUUAUUGCUAAGAUCCUAGCCAAUAGGAUGAAGGAAGUUAUGCCUUCUAUAAUCCAUCCUAGCCAAUCUGGAUUUAAUAAGGAUAGAGUAAUCUCUGAUAAUAUUUUGUUAGUGGCUGAACUUCUCAAAGAUUUCAAUUCUUCUUCUAAAAAUCAAUAUUUUUGUGUUAAGUUUGAUAUACACAAGGCUUUUGACACAGUUUCUAGGAAUUUUUUGAUUGAUCGUAUGCUAGCCAAAGGCUUUCCUUAUGCUUUUGUCUCUUGGAUCAAGGGAUGCAUAUCUGAUGUUUACUUCUCUGUCUCCAUUAAUGGGGCGCUUGAUGGCUAUUUUAAAUCAUCUUCUGGCCUUAGACAAGGCUGUCCACUGUCCCCUACCUAUUUUGCAUUGUCAUGGAUAGCCUCUUCUUGCUUUGAGGAAGCCACUUUACAGAAUUCUUUUAAGGGUAUGAAGGCUGGCAACAUCUCUAUCUCUCAUCUACUCUAUGCCGAUGAUUUGUUGGUAUUUGCUAAGGAUUCUUUGGAUAAUGCUCAUUAUCUAAACAACUUCCUAAAUAAUUUUGCUAGCAUAUCGAGUUUACAGGUGAAUAGUAACAAAAUAAAUAUUCUUUUAUCUAAGAAUGUCACUAAUGAUGAGGCUAUUUACAGCACACUGAAUAUCCCUAUUUCUACUGCACCUGUAAAAUACCUUGGCAUCCUAAUUUUUCAUAGGAGAUUGAAAAUCUGUGACUACCAGCCUCUUUUGGAAAAAAUUUCGGGCUCUUUGGAUGGCUGGAAGGCUAGAAACCUUUCGUUUGUUGGUAGGCUGCAAUAUCACAAUUAUACAAUCAACAACAUUUUGGCUUAUUGGUCGGUGGCGGAUAGACUAAAGCAAGCUAAUCUGGAAUUUCUUAUCACUUCUACUAAUUUGGCUGUUAGCAGCCAUAUUAAUAAUGGUUGCUGGAAUUUACCUCCAAACUUUCCAACCCACUUAGCUGCUAUGAUCAAUUCUGUCCCUAUUUGUAAUUCGUCUGAUGAAUGUUGUUGGACUAAACCUGCAAAGCCUUCUUUCCGCAAUUUCAUCAAACUAUUUUAUGAAGAGUUUGAGGUGGUUCCCUGGUAUAAAUUUGUUUGGCAUAAACAUUAUUCUCUGCGGUUUUCUAUUUACUCUUGGUUUGCUUUCAAAAAUUGGCUUAAGACUGUUGAUGCCUUGACUGCUAGGGGAAUUCCUGACUCUCCUCACUGUGUUUUCUGCAAAUCUGGAAGAGAAACUAAAAACCAUUUACUUUUUGAGUGUGAUUUCACCUUCAAUAUUCUGAAAUGUUUCCUACCUAGGAUGAAUUCCAUGCUUAUGCGCCCAAACUUAGGGCAGAUUUUUAAUGAUAUGGAUGAUCUGGAAACUGAUUGCAAUAGGAAGAAUUUCUGUUUCCUUCUAAUUUAUGCUAUUGUAUACUAUACCUGGAGAGCCCGCAAUGACAGACUUUUUGGGAACAAUAUUGAAUGCCUUACAACCAUUACUUCGAAGAUUAAAAAGGUAUGCUGGUGUCCCUGGACGGCCUCCUUUGGCAACCAUGGGCUGGAUGAGUUUUUGAAGGACAAUGAUGAUGGCAAUCUUUUUCUACUCCCCUUGGAUGGUCUCAGACUGUUUUUUCUCUUCGGCAACCAGGGGAGCCCUACAAUCCGACUGGAUGAUUUUGGUAGCCUGGGUGAUCUUCAAGACGAUUGCUUACUGAGUCCUUAA
This is a messenger RNA of Dendrobium catenatum, 3144 nucleotides long. RefSeq lists its product as uncharacterized. The record is from RefSeq and is a predicted model, not a curated record. NCBI's taxonomy places the organism in Eukaryota, Viridiplantae, Streptophyta, Magnoliopsida, Asparagales, Orchidaceae. The coding region runs from base 1 to 3144 and encodes 1047 amino acids. Gene Ontology annotation, molecular function: catalytic activity. The transcript is spliced from 4 exons.